CUGUAAAGAGACACUGUGCGUUCUACAAGAAGGACUGUCAAUAAAGAGCGUGCUCCCACUGUCCUUGUUUAUAUAUGUGUAUUUAUGCAUGAAAGGGAGAGGGAGGGGGGAUGCAAGAAGGUUUACCCAGUCUGGACCUGUUGAUUAUCAGCAAUCUUUUUAUCAGUGAUAACAAAAAAUAGAUAUAUAGAGAGAGAGAGAGAUAGACUAUUCUAUAAUUUUUUUUUUUUUUUUUGCACGGCAUUGUCACACGCGCUUACAGAUACGUCAUUUAUUUUUGGUGCUUACAUGAUACUUCUCACGGAUGAAAUCAGUAAAGUAUAAAUACGAGGAGCUACUUAGUCCCUUUUUUUUUUCUUUUGUUGAAGAAAGCUUAUUUCAAAAAAACUUGUUUUACAAUGGACCCUUCUGACUGGAUUGAUGUGACUACUGAAAAGAACCAUUAUUCUUUAAACCACUUUGUGAUCCCAAGUCAUUAUGAACGUGAUGUCUCUAGUAUUUUGAUCCCUCAUGGUGUCAUCAUGGACCGAAUCCAAAAAUUAGCUAGAUUGAUUGUAGAUGAUUCCCAAGGACCUUUAGUUGUGUGCUGUAUUUUAAAGGGUGGACAUCAAUACUUUGCCGACUUGGUGAAUGAGAUCAAGAAACUCCGUAGAAACAAUGGAAGCAGUGUGCCGCUUAGUUUAGAAUUUAUUCGAGUGAAAUCGUACACAAAUGAUACAUCAGGUGGUGUCAAUAUUUCUUUAACUGAUGAGCAAUUAAAAGAGUUUGAGGGAAAGAACUUGUUAAUUGUCGAAGAUAUCAUUGAUACGGGUGCUACGAUGGUUCAUUUGCUUAAUCGAUUAGAGACCUACAAUCCAAAAUCUGUCAAGGUUACCAGUUUAUUAGUCAAGAAGACGCCUAAAAGUAAUGGUUAUAUCCCUCAUUACGUUGGCUUUGCUAUCCCCGAUGCAUUUGUUGUAGGCUAUGCUUUGGAUUAUAAUGAAUAUUUUAGAGAUUUGGAUCAUAUUUGUGUUAUCAGCGAUGAGGGCAAAGCAAAAUAUGCUGUUUAAAACAUCGUAUUUCUUCUGCAAUCGCUAAUAAAAAGUUUCUUUUUUUUUUUUGAGAGGUAC
Molecule: messenger RNA, 1109 nt
Organism: Mucor mucedo
Lineage: Eukaryota; Fungi; Mucoromycota; Mucoromycetes; Mucorales; Mucoraceae
Product: phosphoribosyltransferase-like protein
Exons: 5
Coding region: 399-1049 (216 amino acids)
Biological process (GO): IMP salvage; guanine salvage; purine ribonucleoside salvage
Molecular function (GO): magnesium ion binding; hypoxanthine phosphoribosyltransferase activity
Source: RefSeq, a predicted model, not a curated record